Hydractinia symbiolongicarpus is the source of this 3455-nucleotide messenger RNA. RefSeq lists its product as uncharacterized. The record is from RefSeq and is a predicted model, not a curated record. Lineage: Eukaryota; Metazoa; Cnidaria; Hydrozoa; Anthoathecata; Hydractiniidae. The transcript is spliced from 2 exons. Gene Ontology annotation, molecular function: 3'-5'-RNA exonuclease activity. The coding region runs from base 1564 to 2883 and encodes 439 amino acids.
AGCUGGCACACGGCAACGCGUAUUUUGUUAUUGCGCGUGAUGGCACUUAUUUUAAAUCGUCGAAUUCGGCACCUAUUUCGCUUAAGACAGAUGGUGUAUGGGCAGAUAGUGAUUGUUAAGUACCUUAAAUUUGUUUUUUUGAAUGAGACUUGUUUAAACGACCAACAGUGUAUUCAGAUUUCGACGAGGGAAAUGUAAACUUGGCGCAAACAGAGGAAAGUGCAUGACGUAUCAGUCUUGGAAUGAUGGCUAUUAAUCAUGGCUAUGUGCUAGAUAUUCCAGUUAACAUUAGACACAGCUACUAAACUAAAGCACCAAAGCUAGCUAGCUACCUAGCUAUAUAUAUAUUAGCCGAAGUAGUGGACCAGAAGAUGGAGUGUGUGAUGUUGUGUUUAAUUAUUCCAUACCACUGUGUGGUUAAUAGAUAAAGGUAUAUUUUGCUUACUACUAGUGUGAUUUGGUUUUUAAACACUUAAAGUAUUAGGCUUGGAAAUUUGUUGAUUCCAGAUACCAAUUUGUUACCCACUCAGUUCUUGCAAACUGUUUACUGUUUACCAUUAUUCUUUUUUACAAAAACGUCUCUCUUCCAACUUUCCAGGCCUAAAGUUAGCUAAGAGUCAGAGUAGGUUACUUUAUAGCUAGCUUAUACUGUUUUAAAAAGCAAGAUUUAGAUAAUAAUUGAAGAGAUAAUGAUUAUAUAAUGUUAUUUUUGUAAAUAUUCCAUUGUUUAGUAUGUAUAGCUAUAUCAUAAUUGCUGACGUAAACUAGAAAGGCAGAUAAUACACAGUCUAGGUAGGAAUGGUAUUUUAAAAAUAAUAUGCAUUGGUUGAAAGUUUUGCAGCUUAUGUUAGACAAUAAAAUUAUUAGUGCAGUUUCGCUUGAUAUAUUUUCAGCUUUAAAAAUGAGUAUUAAAAAUAAACAAGUUUAUGAUCUUUUUUCUUCAUUGAAUGAAAAAGCAUUAAAGAAGUAAGUGAUGGAUUUGUUUUACUUGGUGUUGAAAUAACAUGUCCAGAAAAAGCGUUAUAUACAAAAGUUAAAAGACUAGUAGAGAAAGUAAAUGGUCUGAAAAAAAGGAAAGCUAAUUCUGCUAUAGAAACUUUGUUGGAAGCUGAGUUUAGUGUUCCAGUGCAAAUUACCCCACAUCAGCGAUCUAUUGAUGCGGCUAGUUCUAGAAAUGAAGUUUUGUUUAAAGAGAAAAUGAAACAAUUAAAGGAGGAAAACAAAAGUUUAAAAAGAAAGUGCGAAAAUUUUCAAGAAUUAGAAAUUCAAUACAACACACAAGUCGAAGAGGUUAAGUAACUUAGUAACGAGUUAUUUGUAGCAAUGAAGGAUGAAAAUAAGUUGACAGCAGAAUAUCGUCGUAUAAAGAACAAUUAUCUUGAAGUAGAGGAAAAACUUAGAAAUGUGGAAUUGAAAUUUAAAGAUAAUAGCAAAGCGAGGGCAGAUAAAUUGAGAAAUUUAUCAAAGAAAAUUAAAAACAGAGAUGAUAAAAUUAAUAAAAUGGAAUCAGAAAUAGCUUAAUUGAUAUCUGGUACUGAGAAUAAAAGUGUUGAGUUGGAUGACAUGAAAGUAAACUUGAACAGACUCAAUGAUAAAUUAGAAAACAGUGAAACUAUAGUUGAUGAUCUGCGGAAUGAGAAAGCAAAACUGAAAAGAAAGACGCACAGUUUGUUGUUAAAAAUUGAAAACCAGAAAAAAUUGAUUGACCACAAAGAAGUGAAUGAUAUGAAGUGUUUAAAAAGUGAUUAUGACAAACUCUGUACAAACAUGAAGCAACUUACUGAAGAAAAUCGUGAUUUGCAAAUGCUCGUUUCGUUAUUAAACGACAAUGAAAUUGUAACAUUUGAAGGUGGACGUUAUUCAGACGAAAUAAGAGAAGUUGUUAUGGAAUUACUUUCCUUGAAUGUCAGCAUGGGAAAGGUAAAUGAUGUGAUCAAGGUUGUACUUGAAAAACUUGCAAAAAAAAGGGUUGACAGGUUGCCUUCACAAGGUUUAAAAAGUCAUUUAAUGCAAGAAGCAUUAAUUUUAGCACAAUUACAGGUUGCAGAAGCAAUGAUUGAUAAUGACAAGGAGGCGUUUGGUAAUUGUUUACAUGGAGAUGGUACAUCAAAAUACCAUAAACAUUAUCAAAAUUUUCAGAUUACAACAUCGAAAGGAAAAACUUUAACAUUUGGAUUAUCAGAAGUUGCAGGUGGCGAUGCGGCAACAGUAAUGAAAAAUUUUACUGACACAAUUGAUGACAUGUGUGACAUUCUGAAAGAAUGUGACAAGGAUGCAAAUUUUUCCCGGCUUGUCACAUCAAUCAAAUCUACAAUGUCGGAUCUUGGCCCUAUUAAUCCUUUAUUUAACUCACAACUGAAAUCUUUAAGGGAAAAAUUAUUACCAAAUGUUGUAGAAAACUGGAAUUAUUUAAGCGAAACACAAAAAACGGACAUGACCGAUAUGGGAAAUUUCUUUUGCAAAUUACAUCUUCUGGCAAAUUUUGCCUCAGAGGCAGAUAAAGUUCUGCAUUCAUUUGAGAGAAUGGUCCUCUGUGAUGACUAUGAAACAGUAUUUGCCUUCAAUAGUGCAAAAGAAUCUUCUGCUUCUAGAUUAGUGCGUACAGCUUGUAAAGCUUUUCAUGUGCGUGGAAGUGACGAAUGUGGAGUAGCAUCGUAUUUUAACUCGUUUUUAGCUGGUCGCAAUCAGAAAUCUUACUUUGUACCAUUUAUUGGAAAUCGUUUUUACAUAUUGUUUUAUAACGCUGCUGCAUUAUAUUACCAUCGUGAUGCAGUCGUAUCUUUUCUUUCAUCAUGGCCUGAUCCUAAUAAUUUACUGAAAGCUGUAAAUGAAGACGUAUCAAAUAAGUUGUUUCUUAACUUGGCAUUAUUGAUAAAUUAUUGACUGGUCCAUUGUGGCGAUUAAUAGAGUCUUGUGAAAGUAUCCUCGAAAUAAAUCCAUACCUGUUACAACUUAAAGUCAAACUAUCUGCACUCUGCAACAAUUGUUCAUCACUUCUAUCUGGCAGUCAUAUUUUCCAAGAGGAUGGUAUUAUUGUGCACAACAAAGAUGAAUUAUUUAUCAAGCUAUUUGAGGAUACAGGUGAUGAUGAAUUGGAUAUUCUAACACAGCAAGCCCUUGAUAUUAUUUGCCAUGCAAUUCUCAUCAUCUUAGAGCGUCAAUGUAAGGAUCAACUGCCUGGAGGAAAGUACUGGAGCCCCAGUCAGAUAAUAAAGGAGACGUCAUCAAUUGUACCAGUAACCAAUAAGGCUUCUGAAAGUGACUUUGCAAUUUUGGAUUUGUUAGUGAAAACAGAGAUAGGAAAAGGCGGAUGUUAGGACAGACCCCGUUGGCACUUUACCAUUCCACGUCAAAUUAUAGGCCAUCCACGUCAAAUCAACGAUAGAAGAGUCUAUAAAAUCCGUUAGCACCUACGAAUGUCCGGAUCCGCCCCAACCCCCCAACCCCCGCCGUGU